GCAUGUGGCACCAGAGACCAGAGCAUGUGCCAUGGCAUGGGACAACUCUCAAACCGGACUGUGGAUGUCUCCCAGCACGUCAGGACUUCCAUUGCUACAUGUACUUUCGUCCAUGUGCUGGUCUCGGUCUUGCACUCACUGAUUACACAUUACACCAUUCUUCUUUCCUCCCUUGCGAUUCUAUUCUAUUCUAUUCUAUUCUAUUCAUUCCACCGUUCUUCUUUGCCCAAUCGUCCAGUGUAGAACAAUGAGCGACCCAAACUAUAACAUGCACUAUCAGUACUACAACCGGUACUACCUCUAUUGCAUUCUCUUUGUGGUUGCAUCCCUGACGAGCGGUCUGGGUGCACAAGCCUCUGCUACUACCACCGGUAGAACGGGUAGUAGCAAUCUCUAUGAGCAGGGAUGUCUCUACAGCAAGAACCUGACGAGCCAAGUGAGGGUUUGUAAUUCCGAAGAUCCACUCGAAGCACUGUCGCUGGGGUUGUGUCGACCGCCACCGACAGACUAUGCCGAAAUUCGAAUUCGUCCCGCAGAUUGGCAUUCUAGCAUGAUGGGAUCUUGGAUCGUCCAAAUCAUUCUUUCCGAACUGCUCAAUGUUCCGACUUCGAUUGAAAUGGGAGAUCCCAAUUUAGAGCUCAAUUUUUACCAUCCCGACAGUCCAUUUGAUGUUCCCGUCAAUAACGACACAAUCUACUUUAAGUCCUUUGAAAACGCCCACAAUCUAGAGGGCGACUGCACUCAAGCCCAAAGCGACCAACCGUGCGCCCAUUUUGACCCGGAAACCUGGGAUUCUUUGAAACAUCCCACGUAUGACUCGUAUAUCGAACGAGACAUUCUCGAGGCACCGACCAGCUUGGGCAUGUUGGCCACGGAAGCCUGGUACGUGCCCAAAUUUACGGCCCAACGAGAUCCCGGACUCUUGAAUUAUUUGGGACUUCAAGGAGAAGCCAAGCGGCACAUACUCGCCGAGCGGUUUCGACGGCCGACAACCUGGAAAGACUACUGCCGUCUGGUAUCCGCAAAUGGCUGUCAAACGCCCGACAGUGUAGCCACGAGAGCACCCAUCACGGGCGAAGAGGAGGACCGCAUGUUUGCGCCCGGCUUCUACACUGGACAUUUUCGGGCCACGGACAAGAACAAUUGCACCGCGAAUCCGACCACUUGCACGGGGCAUAUUGCCGAUUAUCCUUGUCGGUGGUCAUCCCCCGUUGAAACACAAAUAUACCAUCUCAACAUUAGUCUCUCCACAGACGUGUUCGAUAGUGGAGGCUAUACACCCGAGCAAUUGGAAGAGAUUUGGAACGCUGCCAAUGCCACCAAAUCAGACGUCAUUAUGUAUUGGUGGUCACCCCACUAUCUGCAGGGAGAAUUCAAGGGGACUGACGCCGAAUUCACACCCGUUACCAUGCCCAAUCCUUCGGCGGAAUGCCUCGCAGCACGACCCCGCCAGGAAGAUGACUGCGACGCAAAUUUGGCGACACGGAGAGGAGAUAAUCCCUUGGGUGCCUGCGGGGAUCCUCCCGAAAUUUUACAAAAGACCAUUAGCACCACCGUCCAUGACACUGCUCGAAGCAGAGAGCUGCCCAAGGCCGUACAUAGCCCGAGCUAUGACGUAUUGAAAGAAUACGAACUCUCCGAAUUGCAAAUCAAUGAAAUAUUCAACAAACUCCAGGACUUUCCCGAUCAUCGGCAAGCGGUGUGUGAGUGGGCGUCCGAAAAUAUGGAUUACAUGCAAGAGUUGGUCCCUCGCACGUAUCCUCGAACCUUUUCCGUCACCAACGACAUGGGCGCCUUGAUGUAUUCCACCGUCACUCUGGGUAUCUUGGUCGUCAUGUUGGUGCUGUGGACGCUCUUUAUGGUGUACCAACACCAAGAUCGUCGAUUGAUCAAAUACGCACAAAUUGAAUUUCUGGUGCUGGUCUUGGUGGGAUGUCUUUUCAUUGGACUCGGUGCCAUUGUUGUGGGUGUUCCCACUUCGGACUUUACAUGUAUCUUGGAAAUCUGGCUCAUCAACUUGGGCUUCACUCUGGAGCUGGUUCCAUUGAUUGUAAAGGUGUCUGCCGUCAACCGUGUCCUGUCCCUUGGGCAAAAGAUGCGACGAGCAAGGAUCAACAGGAACUUCCUCUACGGGCUCGUUCUCCUGGUCACUUUGCUUGUCGUUCUUUUCCUCACUCUCUGGACUGUCCUCGAUCCACCACUAGCUGUGACGGAAUACCAGCGAACCGACCAGAAAAAUGAACACGGCGAGACCAUUGUCUGGGUUGUCGAUGUCUGUGGUUCCAAUUCCACGGUCUGGUCGUACUUCAGUGUGGGCUGGAACGCUUUCUUGCUUCUAUGGACGUCAAUCUUGGCACUUCAGAUGCGAAACAUCAAGGCGAAGGGAUUCAACGAAACAUCAACCCUCGCACUGCUUGUGUACACCAACUUGGGCUUCGUUCUGGUGAGAAUGUUCACCUACAUCUUGGCAUCGGAGCUUCGAGAAUCCAUCCUUGCCUAUGUGCGCAGCUUCGUCUUCUCCAUUGACACCCUCAUGACCGUGGUUAUAUAUUUCGUUCCGAAGUUUGUCGGCGAGGAUGUUGCCAUGAGCGUAACCAGCUCAAGUGGCGUUUCUCUCCCUCCCAGCCAUAUGCAUCUACAGCACAUGCCUGCGGUCAGGAACAUCGCUGCGUACGCUCCGACACAGGAAGCUUUGCCUGCAAAAAAGCCUACAUCCGCUCCAGCUCCAGGUGAACCCUCAGCCGAACCAUUAAGCAAAACGAAUAGAGACACCGAAACGCCGAGUCGCGAAGACGAAGGCGACGGGUUGGUGAUGACCAAUGAUGAGAACAACGGCGCCCCCAAAAGGAUUUCAAGGAAGGUUUCAAGGCGUGGGACGAUUGCACAAGCUGGGAAGAUGGUUUCUCAGCGGGUUUCAACAAUCAUUAAUACGGCAACUGAUCAAAUAUCUCAAAGUUGGCUUGUGCUUGACGACGAAGGCGCGUCAGACAACGAUGUCAGUGACAGUGAACAGGAAGACGUUGAGCGAGCGCUCAGCACUCGCUCAAGGUCUUCCAACCACGAACGCUUCCAAUUCCUCCUGCAAAACGUUGAACAGUUGGAAGAGGAAAACCGGAUCCAAGCGGACGAGUUGUUGACACUGAAAAACCAGCUUGCAUUCUACAAAGCACAUGGUCGUGAUGUCGACGACGCUUCAUUCGCGGGUGAGCCCUCAGUACGACCGAUACCAGAAGAAGAUGAGUCCGCUGAAGAUGGUGAAUCGGCUGACUUUCUGGCACCACUGGUCCCAAUUACAACUCUUGGAAGGUUUGUCACGCGCUAGUAAAGUAGGGAUGAAGGGGGGAAAUCAAAUGACGGGAAAAACCAUGUGUGCUGCUUACUAGUGAAAUUAAGUUUGUAUAAGUCGGCAGCCAUGUCUUGGUCCGUUCGCCACCUGGAGCCCUUUGUGUGGCCUUUUCUCCGGCAUUUCUGGGC
Messenger RNA from Seminavis robusta, 3474 nucleotides. NCBI's taxonomy places the organism in Eukaryota, Bacillariophyta, Bacillariophyceae, Naviculales, Naviculaceae. The record is from the annotation of a GenBank genome assembly.